AUGGAGGAAUGUGAAUUUAAAGAGCAUUUUCGAGUAAAUCGUAACACAUUUAAUUUCCUAGUUAAUGAAUUGCAUCCACAUUUAGGCAAAACUACCACAACUAUGCGAGAACCUAUUUCAGUAGUAAAACGUGUUGCAGUUGCAUUACAUUACCUAGCUUCAUGUGAAGAGUAUUGUGUUGUGUCUAGCCUUUUUGGCAUAGGAAAGUCAACAGCAAAUUUAUUUGUUCAUGAAUUUAUAAAUGCUGUUAAUGACAUUUUGCUCCCUAAAUAUGUUAAAUUUCCAUUGUCAGUGGAAAAUUUAAAUAAACAUAGUAGAGAUUUCGAAGCUAUUCUUGGUUUUCCACAAUGCGUUGGAGCUGUUGAUGAAUGCCACAUCCCUAUUUUAGCCCCUAAAGAUCAAGCAAUUUCUUAUUAUAAUUAUAAAUGGUAUUCAAUUGUACUUUUUUCCGUUGUAGACUGUCGAUACCGUUUCAUUUAUACAAGUGUUGGAUCGCCUGGUAGAAAUAAUGAUGGUAGAAAUUCAGCAUUUCCUUUAACGCGUCAUUUGUUAAAACCUUAUCCUGAAAAUUUGGAGCUUAGUGAAAUUCAAAAAGAUUUCAAUAAAAUACUUUGCGGAGCUAGAAGAGUAUUGAAAAUGCUUUUGGGCGCGUUAAAGCUCGAUUCCGUGUAA
Messenger RNA from Hydra vulgaris (swiftwater hydra), 672 nucleotides. RefSeq names its product putative nuclease HARBI1. The record is from RefSeq and is a predicted model, not a curated record. Lineage: Eukaryota; Metazoa; Cnidaria; Hydrozoa; Anthoathecata; Hydridae.